Messenger RNA from Alternaria arbusti, 1674 nucleotides. RefSeq lists its product as uncharacterized. The coding region runs from base 1 to 1674 and encodes 557 amino acids. Lineage: Eukaryota; Fungi; Ascomycota; Dothideomycetes; Pleosporales; Pleosporaceae. The transcript has a single exon. The record is from RefSeq and is a predicted model, not a curated record.
AUGGCGCUCAACGGUAUUGCAGUGCUUUUCAACGCGCCACAACUCACGUCCUCUGUGCAUUCGAACUCGUUGCUCCAAUACAUCCCCACCAUCGCAACAUCUGCGUACACGAAGCUUACGAGCAUAACAUCCAACAAAAUGGGCUCAUUUAGCGUUCCCGAAUCCCCAUUUCCAGCGCGGCCUGCGAAGUCGGCGGCCACUGCGAAAAAGCCAUCUUCAAGAACACAUGACGCCAAUACGUCCAUAGGCAAGCGCAAAGAACGCGCCAAUUCAGACGAGUACGGAGGUAACGGGGGAAACCAACCUUCAAAAGCGAAAAAGAAAAAGCGAACAUCGUUGGACGGUCGUUCUUCGGGAAAGAAAGCGAUUGACUCCAGUCCCUCUUCAACACCAGAAACGCAUUCUAAGCACAGCCAUGAAAAGGCGCCACCGAAUGGCCGCCCGACGAACCAUGAACCAACUUUCGCGCAAAACCGUCGAUCGGAACCACCUCAAUAUCCGCCUCUAAACGCAUGUGGACACACAAUCCAUCCCGUCUAUAGCGAGAAUUACGCCAAAGCCAUGUGCCUGAUGUGUAUAGUGGAUGCCUCAAUGAAGACACUCCAGCACAUCCAAGAGUUCAUCAACGCCCAUGAUGGCUUGUCUCAAUGGAAAGAGAACCUCGAGGGUCACUAUGCUAAGUCGACUUACCAUGUCGCCAGUCUGGGUGGUAAGAAGGGGAAGAAUGUGAAUGGAACAGAUGUGUCUUACAGACAUUGCAAAAGAAACCUAGUCAACUUGAUCAACGAGAUAGAAGAUCUUUCCGAGAUGGAGCUGGCCUGGGAAGCGAAACAGCCUCCUGAGAACAAGGACGUUCACGUGCAACAUGUCCGACUCAGGAAGCAGUACAGUGCUACAGCUGCACUGCACUGGUACAGAGACACUGAACACAACGGCUUCAUCGGUCGUGUCGAGGAGGACUGCGAGUCCUUCAGUCAACGCCUUGGUCGGCGCUGGACAAUCGCAAGUGAUCCAGACUUCCCUGACCGAGAUGGUCAUGAACAAGAUCUAGAAUGGAAAUCGCUCAAGAAAAUCCAGCAUAAGCUUCUCAACGAAUCCGAUAUCCCCAAGGUUCAAAGGACCGAUGUCGCAGAGCAACUGCCUAGGCGAAAGCGCCGACGAGAAGGCGCAAGCGUUUCAUGGAACGAAAAUGUUUACGUUCGUACAGAUGCCGACGUGGAUGUGCUCCGUAAGGCAUUUCGCACAACUCCACUCGAGGUCACACGAGAGCUUAUUCCCGCUACACCAGUCGCGAACGGCUCGAACCCUAUUCGCCCUCACUACGUCAUCCCGCUGAGCCGCAACGGGCCUCCGAGAGACGUUGCUAGGAGCUCGAUGUGCAGGCAUAGACGACGGUACGUGAAGGGACAAUGGGCAGUUCCGGAGGGGAGCGAAAUCAUCGAUACCAGUGGAUCGCAAGAACUUCGACGUCCAUGUCGCGAAUAUGGAGCAGCUGCAGAUCGAGGCUGCAAAGAUGGACGGAGAAGACCUUGGCGGGGAUACAGAGAUGAGGGACGCUCCUGCCGCCGAUGCGCAAAGAUCAACACCACAGCCGUCGCGGUGGUCGCCAAGCCUUGGGGGCCGACUGGUGAAUUGCAUCGCGAAUCUUGGGGUGUUCACUUUCCCGGGUUUUGA